AUGCUCUUACGUGUUGCUGCAGUCAAGGCACCCCGCAUACACAACCGUCGCCGUGUGACCGGAUCCAGCGGAAGGAGGAGGGAAGGAAGAGAGAGUGAACCGCAGAGGCCCAACAUGUCCCGGCGUUUGUUUACUUCCGCGGCGCUGCUUCUUUUUGUCGUGAUGGUUUGCUGCGGCAGUGGUGGAGCUGCAGUCACUGGGGUGAAGGAGUCGUCUGAUCCCCAAUUUGUAUGGAAUAAAAUCCCUGAGGGUGAAACUGUGGAAUCUUUGGGCUUUCCCAGCCUUUUGAAAGUGGGAAGUGACGUGUUUGCCGUUGCCGAGGCGCAGUGCAAGAAGGGUCAAGACAGCUUUACCGGCAUUGCAUCCCAACUUCUCACGGAAACAGAGGAAAAAAAGGAUAACACACCGGUGGAAGUGCUGAAUGAUGCCAACACGAAGACACAAGUUCUGGAGGAAGGCACUUCCCCACACAGUAAGAAAGUAGAUGUGAGCCGACCAACAACAGCUGUGAAGGGAAAUGAUAUUUACAUGCUUGCUGGAAAAUACAGCCGGGCAGCUGCUACUAAUCCUCAGGAGAGGGGUGCAGGUGACUGGGGGCUUUUGCUGGUGAAGGGGGAAGUCAGUUCUGAAGAAAGCAAUAAAAAAAUCCAGUGGAAUAAGAACCAGCGACUGGUCGGCACUUUCUCUGAUGGCGAACAGGAUUCCUUGAUGCAGCUGGUUGCAGGCGGUGGAUCGGGCGUUCAGACGGAUGACGAUACGCUUGUUUUCCCAGUGGAAGGCAAGAAGGAGAAGAAUGGUGAAUCAAAUGACGGAAAGACUGUCUCACUGGUCAUAUACACUUCGAAGGAUACUUUGACGUGGAAGCUGUCGAAGGGGAUGUCUGCCGAUGGCUGCAGUUAUCCCUCCGUUGUGGAGUGGGAGGAGGGAAAACUCAUGAUGAUGACUGCGUGUGACGGUGGCCGCCGCAGGGUGUACGAGUCCGGUGACAAGGGGGCUUCGUGGACGGAGGCACUCGGGACACUCUCGCGCGUGUGGGGCAACAAACACGAGGAACAGACGAAACGUGUUGCGAGCGGGUUCACUACAGCGACUUUUGAAAAUGGAGAUGACAACAAAAAAGUGAUGCUCGUUACCCUGCCGGUGUAUUCUAAGGAGAGAGGCAGCGAAAACAAGGAAAAGAGUGAACUCCAUCUUUGGCUGGCGGACAAUACGCGCAUUGUCGAUAUUGGGCCGGUAUCCGAGAAGGACGAAGACGAAGUUGCCGCCAGCUCCCUGCUGUACAAAAGUGCUGGAGGUGAAGAUAAUAAUAAUGAGGAUAAGUUGAUUGCACUGUACGAGAAGAAGAAGAAGGGCAAUGACGAAACAUCACACAGUCUUUUGUCUGUGCGUUUGACUGCGCAGCUGGAGCGGGUGAAGGAGGUGCUGAAGACGUGGAAGGAAGUGGACGAACGUAUCUCCCAGCUGUGCCCCACUUCAAGUGCUGCGAAGAGUGCCUUAGCUGACAAUGCCUGCAGCGCUGCCAUGCCGACGGAUGGGCUGGUUGGCUUUUUGUCCGGCAGUUUGUUUGAUAAGAUAUGGAAGGACGAGUACCUCGGGGUGAACGCAACAGUAAAUAAUAAUGAAUGGGUGGAGCAGACGGAUAACGGCGUGACUUUCACGGAGCGUGGCGCAGGAGCGGAGUGGCCUGUUGGCAAGCAGGGGGAGAAUCAGCUGUACCACUUCGCGAAUUACAACUUCACUCUUGUGGCGACGGUGUCCAUCGACGGUGAGCCAAGGGAGAGCCCUUUUCCUUUGUUGGGUGUGCGUGCGGGCAGUAACGGAGGAAAAAAACUUAUGGAGUUGUCAUACGACAGCGGAAAGAAGUGGCAGUUGCUGUGUGGUGACGAAACGAACAAGGAGCACAGCAGCACUUGGAAGCGAGGGAGAACACACCAGGUGGCCAUUGUGCUACAGAACGGCAAACAGGUCUCCGCAUACGUUGAUGGUCAGCGUGUGGGGAAUGCGCUAUGUGAAUUGAAAAAUAGGGAUUCGGAAGAGAUCUCGCACUUCUACAUUGGAGGAGAUGGAGGCAGCGCAGACAACACAGAAAGCCGAGAAGGCGUUUCUGUGACUGUGUCGAACGUCCUGCUGUACAACCGCCCGCUGACUUUUUCAGGUGGGAGUGCCGAUGUGGAAGAAGUUACCGAUUCACCAUCGAAAGAUAUUGUGUCACCACCGGGAAAUUUGCAGCCAACUGAAACUGUUUCUCAAUCGGUGGAAGAAGAUGAAAAGAAGGCGCCUCCUGCUACGAAACCUUCUGAAGCUCCAGUGGUGCAAGCGACCUUGCAGCGGCCUCGACAAGAAAGUGAAGCAAAGCAAGUAACAACGGUGGGGAAAUCCGCCACUACACACCAACUGCCGGCGAAUACAUCGCAGGGAAGUGUGGGGAAGGCGGCGGCCUCGAGCUCCCAUGCCGUUGGAGGAGCAACAGGUGAUGGCAGCACUGUUUAUGAGAGCGGACUGCUGCCAUCGCUGCUCCUUCUGUUGGGACUGUGGGGUUUGUGGCUCUGUGAGGAGUGA
Trypanosoma cruzi is the source of this 2559-nucleotide messenger RNA. Its product is annotated as trans-sialidase, putative. Bases 1 to 2559 code for a protein of 852 amino acids. The transcript has a single exon. Gene Ontology annotation, molecular function: exo-alpha-sialidase activity. NCBI's taxonomy places the organism in Eukaryota, Euglenozoa, Kinetoplastea, Trypanosomatida, Trypanosomatidae. The record is from RefSeq and is a predicted model, not a curated record.